AUGACUCUUGAGUAUCUCGCCUUUGAUAGUCCAUGUCAUCUUCCACGUAUUUACAAUCUUCUGUCAUAUACACCUCGACUUCGUCGUUUGUCAGUUGAGAAUAUAUUGUUCAGUGACUACAUACCACUAGAACAAUUUAUACUACCACGCAAUCUAAUUGGUAUUUCUUUAUGUGAUUGGUGUUUAUCAUUUGAUGAAUUCGCAUCAUUCAUUGCAAUCGUUGGUUCCGAACUCGAAUUCCUACGCAUUUCAAUUAUUCAUGAAACUGCCCUAUCAAAUGCUUAUCAAUGGCAACAAUUAAUUUUACGUCAUAUGCCACGUUUGCGUACGUUUCUCUUUGAUUACCGCGGUUUCUUAACUAAAGAUGCUCAUGGAAAUAGUCGCUGUCGAACGUUACUUGAUGAAUUUUCUUCGCCAUUUUGGAUCGAACGCCAAUGGUUUUUUGCCCAUAGCCAUUGUGAUUGUUGUUCUCAAGAAGAAAAAGAAUGUUUGUCAUUCUACUCAACUCAAAUGCGCCGACGAGAGUUUUGUGAAUUUGAUGAAUCUUUUGAUAAUAACAUAUGUUUGUACCAAGAUCCAGUCUUCUAUUUAUCUUUUGGACCACGCAUUAGUAUAAAAAGUCAAAAUAUUGAUGCCAAUUUUCCUUUUCAAUUUCCUUAUGUAACUGAAUUAGAAAUUACAGAUAAUUAUUAUACGAUCAAUAUGGACUCAUUCAUUGAUAAUCUAAGUCAUAUUAUAACUUUAACAAAUAUUAGUUAUUUAAAGAUUUUAUUUAAUAAUCAAUGGUUGAACAAUUUUGUUAAACUUCUUAAUCGUAUGCCUAAUGUUCAAAAAUUGAUUCUUAAUGUACGGUCAUCAUCUGAAAUGGAAGCAUCGUCAGAUCAACAAACUAAUACAGCUGACUUGGUAUGCAAUAAUAAUGUGCGAUAUGUAAUAAUAACUGAUGAACUUGCAUUUACCACUGUUCAACUAAUCAAUAAGCUUUUUCCUCGAAUGGAACGUCUUAAAAUUCAGAACAGAAAGGAUGCUCUCAUAUCAUUUGUACGAACUUUGUUAUCAAACAGAGUUAAUAAUAGUCAUCUUUUCUCAUUGAUGUUUUAUGGUGAUAAUGCGAUGAUUAAAAAAUUGAAGACAAUGAUCGAUAAUGAAAAAUUACUUGAUAAGUAUAAUAUCGAACGUCGACAAUUCGAAUUUUGCUUAUCGUGGUAA
Molecule: messenger RNA, 1209 nt
Organism: Adineta steineri
Lineage: Eukaryota; Metazoa; Rotifera; Eurotatoria; Adinetida; Adinetidae
Source: the annotation of a GenBank genome assembly